UUCUUAUGGCCCAAGAAAUAUUAAAUCUUUUUAUUCUUUUUCUUUUUUAAAUUAUAUUAAUUCGAAAAGAAGAGUGUUUAUCCUAAAAAUGGUGGAGUUCUUAUAGUAAAAAGAGCGAAAAUCAUGGAUAAAAAAGUUAUUUUUACUAAUAUCUCAGAAAGAAAAUGAGCUCAGAUAAUUCUGAUGAUGAGAAUAUAGAUCUCCUUAGAGAAGCUACCGAUUUUGAAUUUAUUAAUGAUUCUAUGUUUGCUAAUAAAAGUGGUGAGUCUGUAAUAAAAGUUAAUAAGCUUAGUGAGACACAGCAGUUUCCAUCGCUGCGCUUAUCAAAGGAUGAAAACGAACAAUUCAACUUAUUUCAUGUAACUCCAGAAUUUCAAAAUUAUGUAGCUAGACAGUUAACUAAAAUAUUAGAUAAAUAUCUUGAAGACAAAAUUCAAAACAUAGAAUAUAGUGAAAUACCUAAACGAAAAAAAUAUAGAAGUGGUGUUAGAUUGUUUAGUGAUUCCAGACAUUUUUUAGAGGAAGACAAAUCUACAUUUAAACAUCAUCACAAUUCAGGCAAAAAAUUCAAUAGAAAACAAGAUUCAGGUCAAUGUAUAAGUAAGAAUAUUUUAAAAGUAGUGGCUGUUGAUCCAGAAACUAUUUUAAGUAAACAAGAAACUAAAUAUUGGUCGAAUCGUAGUAAAGCCCAAAUAUUUAGAUAUAAAACCUCUAGUGACGGAAUACUAGUUGAGGUUAAAGCAGAAUUCAAGUGAAUUCAAGUGAGUUUUUUAAUU
Messenger RNA from Sitophilus oryzae (rice weevil), 776 nucleotides. RefSeq lists its product as uncharacterized. Gene Ontology annotation, biological process: Wnt signaling pathway. The transcript has 2 exons. Lineage: Eukaryota; Metazoa; Arthropoda; Insecta; Coleoptera; Curculionidae. The record is from RefSeq and is a predicted model, not a curated record. The coding region runs from base 165 to 755 and encodes 196 amino acids.